Molecule: messenger RNA, 2340 nt
Organism: Brettanomyces nanus
Lineage: Eukaryota; Fungi; Ascomycota; Pichiomycetes; Pichiales; Pichiaceae
Exons: 1
Coding region: 1-2340 (779 amino acids)
Biological process (GO): nuclear-transcribed mRNA poly(A) tail shortening
Cellular component (GO): cytoplasm; CCR4-NOT complex; nucleus
Molecular function (GO): poly(A)-specific ribonuclease activity; protein binding
Source: RefSeq, a predicted model, not a curated record
AUGAACGUUGCCCCUUAUAAGAAUACUCCGGGAACAACACAGUUUCAAGGCUCUCCACAGUAUAUGUACCAGGGAGGUUACGGUGCACCUUUGAACGAUGGAUAUUUCCAUCAACAAGGUCAGACCCAACCAGAAGGUCUUAAUCCAUCAAAGCUAUUAGCUCAAACGUUGUAUCAAGGCCAAAUGGGACAGCCAGGUCAGCCUGGACAACUAAACCAAUUGGGCCAACAAGCACCAGAUCUGCAAGAGCAACUCACACCUCACCAUGAUCAACUACAGGCUCUUCAACAACAACUACAGCAAAUACCAGGAACUCCCCAACAGCAACAGCAAUUAGCACAGAUCCAACUGGUUCAGCAGCAGCAACAACAACAGCAACAACAACUACAAGCACAAUUCGCAGGAGUGAUUCCACAGGGUCAACGAGAAUCUUCUCUGCUACCAACGGAUCACCCUCAACACUUGGCUAUUUCCGUUGAUGCUACAACAGCCAAUUCUCCACACUGGCAGCACCAGAUGCAGCUUGCUCAAGUUUCCAGAUCAUCUAACAUUCCUCAUUUUUAUGCAAGAAAUGCGGCAUCGUCGUCAAGAAGAAUGACCCAUGACCCGGACAAUUCUUCACAGAGUGGAGCAACCUUGAUUGAGAUCACCAAAUCUGUUCUUUCCAGUGUUCCCGAAGAGGAAGAGAUCACACAGCAGAAUGAGCAGAGAAGACCUGUGACAGACGCUAAAGAAGUGGAUGAAGAAGAGGAAGAUCAAAUGAUAAGAAUCAAGGAGAAUAACACACAGCUUUGGACAGGUUUGGACCUCAGUGGUCAGCAGCUUUCGAUGAUUUCUCCACGAUUAUUUGAAUACCGGUUUUUGAGGCGCUUAUAUUUGAAUGGAAACAUGCUUACCACAGUUCCAAAGGCUAUUUUGCAACUUAAGUUCCUUAGAGUUUUGGAUCUAUCUUCGAAUCUGCUCGAAUCGCUACCUUCGGAGUUGGGGAUGCUUUUCAACCUCAAGUACCUAUAUCUUUUUGAUAACGAUCUAGAUAAGCUUCCUUGGGAGUUUGGAAAUCUUGAAUCUCUUGAAUUUCUUGGUGUUGAGGGAAAUCCUAGGAUGGAUGAGACAGUAGUUUCUACCAUAUCCAAGAAAGGUACGCGGGGGCUUAUUAUUCAUUUGCGUGAUGAUGCUCCACGAUUAUCUCCUCCAAAGCCCAGAGAUUGGAUUCCUGUCGGUGAGGACGGUGAACCUGAGAUGGGGGCAGCCAAACUUGCUAUCGAUGUGGAUCUUUCUGCUAAGGAAACUUCCAAGUUCACUUUGAUGAGUUACAAUACUUUGUGUCAGCAUUAUGCCACGCAGAAGAUGUACAGAUACACGCCAUCGUGGGCUUUGGCAUGGGAAUAUCGUAGAAAAAAAUUAACGGAGGAAAUCAGCAAUUAUAAGGCCCAAGUAAUCUGUCUCCAGGAGGUGGAAACUAAGACAUACGAGGAUUACUGGUCCCCACUGAUGGAGAAACGAGGAUACAGAGGAGUCUUUCAUUGUAAAGGACGUGCAAAGACUAUGAGUGAGAAGAAUGCCAAGAAAGUGGAUGGUUGCGCAACCUUCUUCAAGACUGAUAUAUUCCAGCUUGUGGAUAAGAAGCUGAUAGAUUAUAGUGGUGUGGUGAUGACCCAAGAUAAAUUCAAGAAGACGGAGGAUCUUUUCAACAGAUUUGCUAACAAAGACAACGUGGCACUAGUGCUUGUUCUUCAACACGUUAGCACGGGCAGCAAAGUUAUUGUGGCCAACACUCAUUUGCAUUGGGAUCCAGAGUACAAUGAUGUGAAGACUAUGCAAGUAGCCGUUCUACUGGAUGAGUUGCAAGGAAUGGUUAGGAAGUAUUCUCCCUCGCGCGAAGAUAUCAACAAGUUGCCGAUGGUGAUUUGCGGUGAUUUCAACUCUCAACGGGAUUCUGCUGUUUACCAGUUGAUCUCUCAAGGUGUCAGUAAGAAGCAUAAGGAUAUGGACGACCGUGAUUAUGGCCGUUUCACAUCUGAAGGAUUCAAUCAUCCGUUCCAUCUAGAUUCUGCCUACGACUGUCUGGGAGAAUUACCCUUCACAAACUUUACCCCUGCUUUUACAGAAGUGAUAGACUACAUUUGGUAUUCGACCCAACCUCUUCGUGUUAAGGGAUUGUUGGGCAAAGAGGAUAGUGAAUACACUAAUAAGCUUAUUGGAUUCCCGACAGCUGAUUGUCCUUCAGAUCAUAUUCCGUUGAUAGCAGAAUUCGAGAUUAGAAAACAGACAGAGGGAAGUCAGGGAAGUCGUAAUAUCAACGUCGACUUUGGUAGUGGUGGAUACUCGAGGAAGACGUAA